Molecule: messenger RNA, 2705 nt
Organism: Trichechus manatus latirostris (Florida manatee)
Lineage: Eukaryota; Metazoa; Chordata; Mammalia; Sirenia; Trichechidae
Gene: SCAMP2
Product: secretory carrier membrane protein 2
Exons: 10
Coding region: 72-1184 (370 amino acids)
Biological process (GO): protein transport
Cellular component (GO): trans-Golgi network membrane; recycling endosome membrane
Source: RefSeq, a predicted model, not a curated record
AGAGUGUCGCUGGGUCUGGGUGCUGGGAAGCAGCAGCGCUCGCGGAGCUUGCCCGUCAGCCCCCGACUGCCAUGUCGGCCUUCGACACGAACCCCUUCGCGGACCCAAUGGACGUGAACCCCUUCCAGGAUCCCUCUGUGACCCAGCUGACCAGUGCCCCGCAGGGUGGCCUGGCUGAAUUCAACCCCUUCUCAGAGACAAAUGCAGCAACAACUGUUCCAGUCACACAGCACCCUGGGUCCUCACAGCCAGCAGUUCUCCAGCCUUCGGUGGAACCAGCCCAGCCAACCCCCCAGCUCCUGCUUAGACAGGCCAGCAAGUUCCUGCCUACCAGGUUCCUGGCAGUGAGCGAGCGCUCAGAGAGGCAGAUGCUGCUAGGAGGAGAUAGUAUUCUCAGAGACAGCUACAUGCGAAAGCUUUCGAAGGCCAUAGCCUCUGCAGCCCAGGCAGGCCUGCUUCGCCAGCAGGAAGAGCUGAACAGGAAAGCGGCUGAGCUGGAACGCAAGGAGCGGGAGCUGCAGAACACUGUGGCCAACUUAAGCGUGAGAGACAACAACUGGCCGCCACUACCUUUCUGGUGCCCUGUCAAGCCCUGCUUCUACCAGGAUUUCUCCACAGAGAUCCCUGCCGACUACCAGCGGAUAUGCAAGAUGCUCUACUAUCUCUGGAUGUUGCAUUCAGUGACUCUGUUUCUGAACCUGCUUGCCUGCCUGGCCUGGUUCACAGUUGACACUUCCAAGGGAAUGCAGUUUGGCCUCUCGAUCUUGUGGUUUCUGAUCUUCACCCCCUGUGCCUUCCUUUGUUGGUACCGACCCAUCUAUAAGGCCUUCAGGUCAGACAACUCUUUCAGCUUCUUCGUGUUCUUCUUUGUAUUUUUUUGUCAAAUAGGGGUCUACAUCAUCCAGGUGAUCGGCUUCCCGAAUCUGGGGAACAGUGGUUGGCUCGCAGUCCUAAGUGUAGAAAACCACUUGCCCGUGUUGAUCAUCAUGAUAGUGGUGGCUGGCUUCUUCACCCUCUGUGCCGUGCUUGCAGUCAUCCUCCUGAAGCGGGUGCACUCUCUAUACCGCCGAACCGGGGCCAGCUUUCAGCAGGCCCAGGUGGAGUUUUCCCAGGGCAUCUUCAGCAACAGGACUUUCCGCAGCGCUGCCUCAUCUGCUGCCCAAGGGGCCUUCCAAGAGAAUUAGCCCUCCUGGCUCUCUCCUCCCUCUGCCCCAGCUUUUUCUCUCACCUGCCUUCUGAGCUGCACUUUCCGUGGGUGCCUUAUAUGAUGGUUAUGCCCAGCACAGACCUGAGGAGGGUCUUGCCAUGGCUCUUCCUCCUUCCUCAGCAGCCAGCUCUCCCUUCCACCUGAGGGGAGGUGAGGGAGGAAGGGACUUAUUUUUACACAAGAGAAAAGAAAAAAAAAAGUCUUUCUUUCUCUGGUGGUGGUUUGGUAGGGUUCUGUUGUCUCUUUGGAAGCAGUGGAACUAAAGCCUCUCCCCUCCACCACACACACAUACCACUUGGGAUCACUGGCUGCCAUGGGCCAACCUCAGCUGGAGUGUUAUCUCUUCCAGGGUCCUGGGACUCCACUUCUCCCUCCACAGACCCAGCCUGUGGCCUUCACAGUCCUGCCCUUCCUUCCUGCCCAGGCUGGGUAGCCUCUCAAGGGCACCACUGUGGAGGAGCUGCAGGCUGGACAGGUGGUCAACUCUGUUCCCCAGAUUGCUCUGGGAUGGUCUCUGGGCUUCCAGAGCCUCUAGCCUGACUAGCCUCACCUCUGCCUCAUUUUUCUCACAGAUUCAUAGCCCUUUAGGCCCCUGGUACCCUCCUGGUAUGGGCAACACUUUGUGCCUUAGAGCCCUUUGGGGCCCUCCCUGAGCCCUUCCUGCUUCAGACUUACUGAAUGUGCAAUGGAGUUGGGAUUUAGGGGAUGGGAAGGGGAGGGAUAGAGGACAUUGACCCACGAUGUUCUACCCAGGAGGGUGGUGUCUGACUAUCCUGGUGUGGUUUCUUUGGGCUUGUUUGUUUUGACUGCCUCUCCUCAUGUGGGACAGCUGCCAUUUGCCUUGGCCUCAGAUUCUAACCACCAUCCCCACCCCCACCCCCCAUCAGCAACAUCCAGCUUGUGUGACCUUUGAGGAGGGCAGGGUGAGUCAGCCCAGAACUGCACCCUUCUGGCUGGUCUGACAAGCCACCUUUCUGAAGGCUCCAGACUAAUCCUGCAGGGCCCCCCCACAUAUACACACACCUCCAGUAGAAUCUAGGUCACUGUUGACUCAUCCUGGGGACUCCCCAGGAGGUGUGUCACUGUGCUAUGAGCCUAGGAGUCCACGGUUAGAACCUGCAUGGUGUGUGGGCUGAGGGGCUUCCCCAAAAAAGUUAGCCAGCCCCUGCCUCUGGGACCUGGGGCCCACCCACCCUGAGGCAGCCCUAAGGCUGCUAGCCCACUCAGCCCCAGAGCCACUGAAUGAUGAUGACAGUGGCCAAGGUUUUGUACUCCUUUCUGGUAUUUUUUCCUCCAUGUACAUACAAAUGUAUAUGUUUUAUCUCAAUUUUUGUGCUUAAAUAAAAAGACAUUUUCAGACAAGUCUGGUCCUAAUGUCUGGUGGAUGUGGGAGGAUGGAAGUGGUCCUAAGGGGUAGGGGCUGACGUGCUUCCAGCGACAGGCCAGGGGGGAAGUCAAGAUGCUGCUGCAUCUAGCGCCGGCUCUCUGGCUGGUCUGC